Ilex paraguariensis (yerba mate) is the source of this 865-nucleotide messenger RNA. The record is from the annotation of a GenBank genome assembly. Lineage: Eukaryota; Viridiplantae; Streptophyta; Magnoliopsida; Aquifoliales; Aquifoliaceae.
AUGGCUGAGUUAAUCUCUCUCAUGGACAUCGACGACAACGAAGACGACAACAGCCAUUCCCUUAAAUCGAACAACUACAAGGGCAAAAGCGUCGUCGUUUCCGCUUCACCUGACUCCAUAGCCACACCUUGGGUCGAAAAAUUCCGCCCUCAGUCGCUCGCCGACGUCGCCGCUCACAGAGACAUCGUCGACACCAUCGACAGGCUUACGAGCGAAAACAGAUUACCACAUUUGCUAUUAUAUGGGCCGCCUGGUACAGGGAAGACGUCGACAAUUCUUGCUGUUGCAAGAAAGCUAUAUGGGUCACAGAUGCGUAAUAUGGUUUUGGAGCUAAAUGCAUCGGAUGCUCGUGGAAUUGAUGUCGUAAGACAGCAGAUUCAAGAUUUUGCUAGCACUCAGAGCUUUUCAUUUGGUGCAAAGGCCUCUGUGAAGUUGGUCCUAUUGGAUGAAGCAGAUGCCAUGACAAAGGAUGCUCAAUUUGCUCUGCGUAGAGUUAUUGAGAAAUACACAAAGAACACUAGGUUUGCUCUUAUCUGUAAUCACGUCAACAAGAUUAUUCCAGCACUGCAGUCAAGGUGUACCCGAUUUCGCUUUGCUCCUCUUGAGGAUAUUCAUGUCAGAGAGAGACUUAAACACGUCAUUGAGGCUGAAAGGCUUGAUGUACCUGAGAGUGGCUUAAAGGCACUUGUACGGCUUAGCAAUGGUGAUAUGAGGAAGGCUUUGAACAUUUUGCAGUCAACACACAUGGCUUAUCAGCAGAUAACAGAAGAAGCUGUGUACCUAUGCACUGGAAAUCCUUUGCCUAAAGAUAUUGAGCGAAUAUCUCACUGGCUUCUGAAUGAGCCUUUUGCAGCUAGUUUUAGAC